This is a messenger RNA of Angiostrongylus costaricensis, 726 nucleotides long. The record is from the annotation of a GenBank genome assembly. Lineage: Eukaryota; Metazoa; Nematoda; Chromadorea; Rhabditida; Metastrongylidae.
AUGGGAUGUGCUCCAUCCGGACCACAGCAGCACAAUCAAGCCCUUGACGAACGUUUCGCAAGUCCAGCACCGCUUAUGGUAAAAAUCGAUACUGGAGUGCGUCGUGGUGACAGUUUUCAGCAACAUAUUAUCUUCAUUUUUGGUGGGCCGGGGUCGCAGAAGGGCUUAGUGAUCGAAGAGCUGAUUCAUCGUUUCGGUUUCAUUUCGAUCACUGUCGAAGAAAUUAUCUUCAAUUGCCUGCCGAACAAAGUCUCUAAUAGUGUCGAAACGGCUGCAGAUAUUCAGCAAAUGCUCAAGAAUGACACGGGUACGCUGUCAAUGGAUUGGAUCUUUUCAAUGAUCAGCGCUAAAUUAGGCACAUCAAUACAUCAACGAUUUGUUGUUGAUAUUGUGCCGUCAAUAAGUUCUAUAUCGAAGGCGGAUAGUUUUUGUGAUUCGAACCAUGAGAGGUGUCUGGAGAAUUUCGAGCAACGGUAUCCGGUGAUGUUCGCCUUGGUGUUGGAGGUCUCGGAUGAGGUCGUUCUUAAGGAAAAAAACACCAGUGGUGCUAAAGAACAGAAUGGCACGAAGAAGAACGGUGCUCAUAACAAUCAGACUGAAAAGGAUAUCGAUCGGGGCGACCGAGGAAAGCUAGAGGUCGGUGAGGAUUUUCUCGAUAUGCGUUCUAGAUGUGCUUUUUCAUUCGUUAGCUUACCCGAAGCAAAACGUGCCAGCUCUACUUUUUAG